This is a messenger RNA of Drosophila melanogaster (fruit fly), 3859 nucleotides long. RefSeq lists its product as uncharacterized. Bases 120 to 3584 code for a protein of 1154 amino acids. Lineage: Eukaryota; Metazoa; Arthropoda; Insecta; Diptera; Drosophilidae. The transcript has a single exon. The record is from RefSeq and is marked reviewed.
CUCCAGUGACUGCCCCCACGUAAACUUGGCCUUAGUUUCUUUUUUUUAUUAACCAUCCAAAUUUCAUUGGUAACCGCAGCACUUAGAAGGACCCUUCCGCAGCAAUCGUGCUCUUUGGAAUGUUUCGCAGGUUUAUUAACUUGCCGCUAAAACGACUGUGGGUCUGUCAUCAACCCAGUCCAUACAUCCAACCCUGGACCCUGGUAAAGAGCAAUGGAUCUGCAUUUAGUCAGCAGACUACCUUCUUCCAGGAUGAUCCUCCGAUGUCAUACGACAUUCUCACCAACGAUCUCAGCCAAACGGGCUCUUCGCCAUCGAUAAGACAGGUUCCACAAAAGGUCUGCAUUGUGGGCGAAGUUCACAGACUCAAAGUCUGUGGAUACAGACACCCUGGCAGCUGUUAUUUUAUCAGUCAGAUGGGACGCCUCUACCAUAAAGAAUCGGGCAGGGGCAAAAGGGAAUCCCGUCCAGACGUCUAUCAACGAGCUCGGCGUUUUAGGGAAAGAUCGAAUGGAAAAAUGAACAAACGUCUAAGGGAUCUAAUGAACGAGGGUGUUGACGGAUUAGACAAGGGAAUUGAGAAGAACGAAAGGACUAACCGCAUGAAGCGGUCUACCAAAAAGAAAUACUCGCCGAGUUCCUCUCACAGAUCAUAUCCAGAUGAUAAGGAGGCGUACCUCGAGUUUAAGGAACCCAAACGUACAUUCAGAAAUUUUGUUACCAUGCUCAUGUCAAAGGGUAGAAAAGUAAGGCAACAAUUGCAGGAGGGAAAGGAUGCCGAUCUUCUGAGAUACCACUCAGAUAACAAGGCUCUAAUGCAGCAUUAUCAAAAUAAAAGGAAAUACAAACGGCAAAUAACGCAAAGAAAGCCAAAGGCAAAGCCACAAGUUCCAAAGGCAAAAUAUAAUGACGAUUCGAUAGAUUGGACCUUUUUCGAAGAAUCUUUAAAUCCACAGAGGCAAAAUAAGUUGGGUCAGGAUGCAUUUUUCCCGUUAAAAACUAAAUCCAAAAGUGUUGGAAGAGCAAACGACAAAGAAAUAUCUUCACAUAACAAACCAAUACUUCCUCACUCAAUGGAAGUAAUAAAGGAACGUGAGGAGAAACUCAUAAGUAAAGCCAAGAAGGAAACUGAGGGUCGUCUUCCAUGUCUUAGAGAAUCUUCUUUCAAGUCUAUUAACCAAAAAAAUGUGAGUCGAAUUGAUAACAAAAAUAUAUGCGUAAAAUGCAUUGAUCCACAGGUGCCUUCAUCUUCUGCAGAACAGAAAGUGGAUUCUAAGAGGGUCAACGGAAAUAUCAUGGACUCAUGUUCCCACAAUUUGGGUGGUCAGAAAAACGAGUCAGGACCCAAAAUGAUUCCACCAUAUGAUCAAAAACUAACGGGCUUCUAUGACACUUUAAAGAACCGAAUUCUGUGUGAUAAUAGUUCGGAAAAAAAAGAUUGUAAAGCUGCACUAAAGCCACCCAAUACUGCUGAUUGUAUCUCGAAAAUUCCUUGUUCAAAUGCUGCAAACGUGGAUAACCAGCCACCAUCUUGUCAAUCCGGCAACAGCUUGCAUAAAGUAUUUAAAAGCCGUGUUCACAAAAAUCUAUGGUGUUCACCUGAAAAUGAUAUCGACAAAGGAGGCAUAAAGUCUAAGAAAGAUAUUGAUUUCUCAAAGUUUUUUUCAAUGUUAGAUGAUAAAGACAAGCUGAAAUUUCGAGUAGCAGAGCUAAUGGUUAGGUGUAUGUUCCUGAUGGAGAAAAGAAUGCAACAGGAUUUGAAAGGAAAUAAAGUCUGCAAUGUUGAGGAAAAGGACAAUAAUGUAAAUCAAUUAGUUGAAAAUUUCUGGAGGCAUUACAUACAGUGUUGUGAGUGCCAGAAAAAGGAUGCUUGCGCUCUUUCGAAUCCAUCAAUGUUGGGAAAUACGGAAUAUACGGGCAUAUUAAAUAAAGUAGAUGUUAUUAUUAAGCAGUGCACACACAUAAAAGAGGUGAUCGAAGGACGGUCUCUGAAGAACCAAUGUAUUAAACACGGUCUAAGCCAAAGCAUUGCAGAAGAAUUCUACAAAGCUAUGGCUAAGCUAGAAAAGAUGAGUGCAAAUGAAAAACUUAAGACUGAAUCUAAUGAAUUUGGUCUGAAUCGAAACUGCGCCAUUGAGUCUUUAAAGGAUAAGUGUCAAGAAAAAAAGGAUUUCGUUGAAGAUGUGCUAAAAAAUAUGUCUUUAGAGUGCAAAACAUCUGACAAGUACGAGCAAGACCUUUUGUCAAAAAUGAAGCUCGUUAUAAAAGAAUUGCAAAAAAAGUUAGCAGAAGAAAAGGAAAACAUUAUAAGCACAAAGCAAAAGGAUUUAUUUUCUGAAAAAUGUGCAGAAGAAGAAUUGAAGAGUAAAUGUGCUAAAGAAGAACUGAAGGAAAAGUGUGCAAUAGAAGAAUUAAAGGAGAAAUGUGCUGAAGAGGAGUUACGGAAGAUGUGUGCAAUAGAGGAUCUGAAAGAAAAGUGCGCAGAAGAAGAAUUGAAAAAAAAAUGUGCCAAGGAAAACUUAAAAGAAAAAUGUGCCAGAAAAGAAUUAAAGAAAGCAUGCGCAGAAGAAGAGUUCAGAAGGAAAUGUGCAGAAAACGAACUUAAGGAAAAGUGUGCAGAGCAAGAAUUAAAGGAAAAAUGUGCAUUAAAAGAGUUUAGGGAACUUUGUGCGAACGAAGAACUGAAGCAAAAAUGCGCAGAAAAAGAUUUCAAGGACAAAUGUUCGGAUGAAAAUCUCAAAGAGAGAAGCUCAUUAAAUGAGCAGCAAAGACAAUGCGAAGAAUUCUCCUGGAGAAAGAGAUGUGCUGAGUUCGCCCUAAAGAUGAAGUGUGAAAAUAAUAAUAGAGGCAAUUUCUUGAAUUCACUAGGAGAGCCAAAGAAAUAUUCGGAUGAGUAUAAGAAUUCAAAAAAGUUAUGUACCGAUGAGAAGCCCAAGAAGAACUCUACCGAAAAGGAUCAGCAUCGCAGUACCUUAGGAAAACUUAAAGAGAAGGUAGGACUUACGGGAAAGGGUAACGGAAAUGUGGACAAGUUUAUAUCAACGAAAGCUAAUAAAUGGCAUCAGUCGUUUGGCAGACGAAAAAUAUCGGCAAAAGAGGACAUUCAUAACUGGGGACUUAUAAAGAAGAUUUUGGACAAGGAAGACAAGGCGAUGCGAAACAAGGGACUUCAACAUGAAAAAAACUCUGAACUCGAGGGAUUAGGUAUCUUCUUAAGAUCUGCCCUAUCAAGACCCAGGAGAAGACCACAACGAGGAUUGGAAGACGACCACUGUACGCGUGACAGAAACAGGUUUUUCAAUCCACGUCAGUGGUCUUUAUUUCCCGGGCUUGCCCCUCUGUACUACCAAAAUUUGCGACGGAGUCCUCUGCUGGAGACCAACUUUCUCGUUCGCCAAUUGCUUCCCAACCUGAAGCCACUGGCCAUCAACGAUUACCUCAGUGUGUUCUGGCUCCAUCCCUUGAAUUCUUGUAACCCUUUCGGCAAACGGUGCUACAAAAGGGACGAUUUCUGCAGGGGUUCGUCCUUUUUGUAUCCCUUUACUGAAAUGGUUACGAGAAAUUUCAAAGAUGAGCGCCAGUAAAAAAUAAUCGAAAUUGCGGAGAGAUCCUGAUGAGCUGCUACUAUGUGAUGAUGCCAACUUAAAAAUACAUAUUUUAACCCAAAUUUAAAUAAAAAGCAAUAUACAACUUAAUAGAAAAGAAAAGACCAGCAAAACUACUUUGAAACGCAGUAAAAUAAAUUCACUGAUAAGAGAGUUUCACAAGACUGAGGAAUGCAAAUUUUACAGCCGUUUUCUAAUAUUCCAUCAUGAAUAAAUAUAUAUGGAUUGCAUACAAAUAUGCCGUCUAUUUAUUU